CCCAUCAAUUUCUUUAUCCUCACAAGCAUCUCUUCCUUUACUCAAAGUGUCAUACCCUUUGUCUCACCUUUCACCUACCCCUCCUCAAACUAUUAACCCUCAAACCCUCCCGUAUUCCCCUCCUAAUUUUGAAGGGCAAUGCAUUGGUUUGCCUAAAGCUUAUCAUAUGCCUAAUCCUUAUAACCUUACCCCUUAUUCCCACUAUCCUCUCCAAACAUUAAUUUUCAACCUUCAUCAAAGUGGAGAGGUGGUGGGACCUAUGGAAGAGGAUACGUCGGUGGAGAAGUACUUGAAGAUUGUCAUUUAUAAAGGUUUGAAGCUGAUAGUGGUGGGUACUAUUCAAUCAGUGGGUAAGGAAGAGAGUGACAAUAAACUAGACUCAGAGUUGGGAGGGAACAAAUUUGGUGUGACCAUGGAGGAGCUAAUUAAGGACGGGGUUGGGAUUGACAAUUCUAGCCGCGAGUCUCCUCUCAAGUCCUACCACGGAAGUGGAGGAUAGUUCAGGAGUUUGUUUGAUGUGUUUGUAGUUCUCUUGAGACGAGCGUCACGGAAGUGGGCUUUUAUUUAAAGGAUUCUUUCCCAGUUUUGG
This is a messenger RNA of Cuscuta campestris, 589 nucleotides long. NCBI's taxonomy places the organism in Eukaryota, Viridiplantae, Streptophyta, Magnoliopsida, Solanales, Convolvulaceae. The record is from the annotation of a GenBank genome assembly.